This is a messenger RNA of Penicillium macrosclerotiorum, 1065 nucleotides long. RefSeq lists its product as uncharacterized. The transcript has a single exon. Gene Ontology annotation, molecular function: glycosyltransferase activity. The record is from RefSeq and is a predicted model, not a curated record. Bases 1 to 1065 code for a protein of 354 amino acids. Lineage: Eukaryota; Fungi; Ascomycota; Eurotiomycetes; Eurotiales; Aspergillaceae. Gene Ontology annotation, biological process: protein N-linked glycosylation.
AUGAUAUCGACUGCAGGGCGCCCAGAGGACUUUAUGAGCAAGAAGCUCUUCGCAUUCUGCCUGUUCUCUAUUGGAUUCACCAUUUUUCUCCUGUUCGGUUCCCCAUCUCCGCCAUCGCCCGAAGAACUGAAUCAAGGUCCAGCGCAAGAUCAGCAGCAGCCAGGCACUUACCGCGGUCGGCAUGCCAUCAGUACUUUCCUCGAUUCAAAAUCCAAUGGAGAGAAAGGCGCCAAUGACGAUGAUGAUAAAUAUUUUGUGAGCGCUCGAACGCUCAUUUACCAGCUGCUCCACUCGCCAAGCACCAAACUCAAAGACCCGGUGCCCGUGGUGGUUCUGGUCACGAGAGACGUCCGGGAGAGCAAGCGCCAUAGGUUGCGUGAGGAUGGUGCGACUGUUGUGGAGGUCGAAGAUGUGACACACAAAAUCCCCAUUGCCGCCGAACGCUGGAUCUCGAUGGCCACCAAGCUCCACGCUUUCAAUCCUACUAUUGUUCCGUACGAGAAGGUGCUGUAUAUGGAUGUCGAUAUGGUCCUGACCCGGCCCAUCGACAACAUUUUCCAAGAUUUUAGCACAGAGCUUGGUGUGAUCAAUGAAACAGAUCAAUCAGAGCCGGGCAUGGGACCGCUCCCGGAACAUUUCAUCAUGGCAGCCGCCCCGGAGACGAAGCAGAAAGACCAUGCUUACCCUUUCUUGGAUUCCGACCACACUGUCAGCACGUUCAACAGUGGCCUGUUCAUGUAUGCACCAUCUGUGCAGAUAUUCCAAUACUAUAUGACGCUUCUUGAUCACCCGGAGCUCUACUAUACCGGUAUUCCGGACCAAGACAUGCUCAAUUAUGCGCACCGAUGGAGUGGCCCGAUGCCCUGGAAGCGCCUACACUGGUCCUGGUAUAUCAAUGGCCCCAAUGACAACGACUUACAGGGGAACAUGGCAUUGAUUCAUACCAAGUGGUGGGACCAAGGAACCUCAUUUUCUACAGAUGCCGUGGAACAAUUCGCGCUUGCGCGGAGGUGGGAGAUGGAAGGAUAUUGGAUGGGUAAAAAGGACAAAUCUAAGUCAUGGUAA